GGAGGUGUCAAAAGGUUGGACAUGUCAAGCGUGAUUUCUGUGUGAAACUGAACAAGGAUGGCGCUGGAAUGAGUGGGAGUGGACAGGAACGGUCUAAGGACCUGUUUCCACGGAAAGGAGGUCAAUUCCUGACUAACUUUGAUAAUUCUGUCCAGAAUUAUGUAUCAUUCAUUCCAGAAUCUUUUUAUGCACAGGGUGAUGACUGUGCAUGGUGGAUUGACUCGGGGGCUACGAGCCAUGUGUGUAAGGAUAAAGGAUGGUUUGAAGACCUAGAACUAAUGGAGGUCGGUUCCUUCUUACGCAUGGGAGAAGAGUCAAUGGCGCCAAUCUUGGGAAAGGGUGUAGUUGAUUUAGAAUUCACUCCUGGAAAAACAAUUACAUUGUUUGAUGUUUUGUAUGUACUGAAGGUUCGAAAGAAUCUUGUUUCGGGAAGUAUGUUGAAUAAUUUAGGGUUCAAACUAGCGAUUGAAUCCGAUAAAUAUAUUCUGUCCAAGUGUGGUGUGUUUGUUGGUUUUGAAUAUUAA
Molecule: messenger RNA, 524 nt
Organism: Cuscuta epithymum
Lineage: Eukaryota; Viridiplantae; Streptophyta; Magnoliopsida; Solanales; Convolvulaceae
Source: the annotation of a GenBank genome assembly